This is a messenger RNA of Theileria orientalis strain Shintoku, 1047 nucleotides long. RefSeq lists its product as hypothetical. The record is from RefSeq and is a predicted model, not a curated record. The transcript has 4 exons. Lineage: Eukaryota; Apicomplexa; Aconoidasida; Piroplasmida; Theileriidae. Bases 1 to 1047 code for a protein of 348 amino acids.
AUGCUUGGAUCUUCUGAAAGUUCAAAAAAGAAUUUGGAAUCAACUGGUCUUUUGAAUAAAAAAACCCAAAAUAAGGAUAAUGAUAAGCAAGAGCCUAUGGGUGACAAAGGUUUAGUGGAAAAGUUCAAUUUGGAAUCCUUGGCAGAAAAACUUGGCAACAUUUCUGUUAAGCCUACACCCAGUUUUGAUGAUGAGAAAUGGUCAAAGAUCUGUAAAAUAACGAAAAACCUUCUAACUGCAAAUGCGAAAAAGUAUACAGAAGCUUCCGUUGAGAAUACACUAUCUACUUUGGACCCCGUCGUUUUAUCAGAUAACCUGAAAUUGCCUAAUGAAUUUAGUGUUUCUGACCAGAAGACGUCGUUCCCUCUGUGGAACACAAACACUCUAGAAUUUAUUUCUCUUGCAUCUCUAAACAGGCCCUCUAAAUUCACAUUUUGCUUUAAGAUGGUAGAUUCUAUUCAAACUAGGCCCAAAUAUGUUGACACUACACAUACGAAGCAUAAGAUUGUUAAUAAGGUUACACCGAUAACAAUCCAGGGGAAACAGUUAAAAUACGAUUCUACGCAACUUAUAUCUCUAAUUCAAAAGACCCAAAGGCAAAACGUGUCCGAGAAGAUGAACACAACUGAGCAUAAGGGAAGAGUAUUGGAAAAGUUUAACUUGAAGACUGAAGUAAAAAUUCCCCCGAACUGGGACAAGAAGGUCGGCUAUGAUCACAACAAGUGGGAUAAUCCAAGUUACAAUAGUCGGAGCAUAUUCUCACUAGGCCCCCUCGAGGAGAGAAAAGCAUCCAAAGGAAAUUCUGAAUUGCAGUCGGCUACCGGUGCUUUGAAGAAUCUCUCGUGUUUGGUUCAGGACUUUCAGGUCGGAAAGAAAUCUCAAGCUGAGGGAAGUGGAGACGACUUGAGCAAUUUAAACAUAAGUGACAUAAACAAUUUUGCAUUCGUGGACGAAGACGUCGAUGAUUCCUUAAAGUGCUCGAAGUUUAGCAAGUUCUUCAAGGUUUUGAAGGAUCAACAGGUUUGUAGGUUAACUCCAUAUUUGUGA